AUGGACCAUUGCCUUGUGCGUUGGUUCCAAUCGUCUCCUCCUUCCUCCCUCCUGCCCCGCAACCUCCCUGCAGGCGGCGAUGCCCCAACAACCUCAGGAACUCCUCCAUCACCCCUUCCGUGGUGUGUGACAGCAUGUUGCCGUGCCGUGUGCUUCCAACACCAGCAGCGCGCCGGUGUUCUGAGCAAGGAGGAGAUUGCGAAGCUGAAGAAGCUGGCUCAGGAAAAAAAGGCGGCAGCCGUGGCUGCCAAGAAGCAGAAGAUGGAAGCCAAGCGGGCGGCAGUAGAGGAGAAGUCGAAGCAGCGGGUGGCGAAAAACGCUGCGAUUGAGGCGAAGAUCCAAGUGAAGGAGGAGAAAGAGGCGGCGAAGAAAGAGAAGGAUGCUGCUUUUGCUGCAAAGAAGGCUGCAGUUGAAGCCAAGAAGAAGCAGCAGGCUGAGAAGGAAGCUGCGAUCGCUGAGAAGAAGCGCAAGCAGGAGGAGAAGGCUGCUGCAAUUGAGGCUAAGAAUAAGAAGGAAGCCGAGAAGAAGGUGGCUAUUGAGGCCAAGAAGAAGCAGGAGGCAGAGAAUGAGGCAGCGAUCGCUGAGAAGAAGAGGAAGCAGGAGGAAAAGGCUGCUGCUAUUGAGGCUAAGAAGAAGAAGCAGGCUGAGAAGGCGGCAGUGAUUGCAGCCAAGAACAAGACAAAUACUAAGUAA
Messenger RNA from Closterium sp. Yama58-4, 693 nucleotides. NCBI's taxonomy places the organism in Eukaryota, Viridiplantae, Streptophyta, Zygnematophyceae, Desmidiales, Closteriaceae. The record is from the annotation of a GenBank genome assembly.